Molecule: messenger RNA, 1685 nt
Organism: Talpa occidentalis (Iberian mole)
Lineage: Eukaryota; Metazoa; Chordata; Mammalia; Eulipotyphla; Talpidae
Gene: TUBB1
Product: tubulin beta 1 class VI
Exons: 4
Coding region: 39-1397 (452 amino acids)
Biological process (GO): mitotic cell cycle; microtubule cytoskeleton organization
Cellular component (GO): microtubule; cytoplasm
Molecular function (GO): GTP binding; GTPase activity; structural constituent of cytoskeleton
Source: RefSeq, a predicted model, not a curated record
UCUCCCCAGGCAGGCUCGCGGCCCCGGCGCAGGCAAGGAUGCGGGAAAUUGUGCACAUUCAGAUCGGCCAGUGCGGCAACCAGAUCGGAGCCAAGUUCUGGGAGGUGAUAGGCGAGGAGCACGGGAUCGACUCGACGGGGAGCUACGGCGGGGACAGCCCCUUGCAGCUGGAGCGGAUCAGCGUGUACUACAACGAGGCCCACGGUAAGAAGUAUGUGCCCCGGGCCGUCCUGGUGGACCUGGAGCCAGGGACCAUGGACAGCAUCCGGUCCAGCAAGCUGGGUGCCCUCUUCCAACCGGACAGCUUUGUGCAUGGUAACUCGGGCGCCGGCAACAACUGGGCCAAGGGCCACUACACGGAGGGCGCCGAGCUGGUGGAGGGCGUGCUGGACGUGGUGCGGCGCGAGAGCGAGGGCUGCGACUGCCUGCAGGGCUUCCAGGCCGUGCACUCGCUGGGCGGGGGCACCGGCUCCGGCAUGGGCACCCUGCUCAUGAGCAAGAUCCGGGAGGAGUACCCCGACCGCAUCCUGAACUCGUUCAGCGUCAUGCCGUCGCCCAAGGUGUCGGACACGGUGGUGGAGCCCUACAACGCCGUGCUGUCGCUGCACCAGCUGGUGGAGCACGCCGACGCCUGCUUCUGCAUCGACAACGAGGCCCUCUACGACAUCUGCUUCCGCACGCUGAAGCUGACCACGCCCACCUACGGCGACCUCAACCACCUGGUGUCCUUGACCAUGAGCGGCAUCACCACCUCCCUGCGCUUCCCGGGCCAGCUGAACGCCGACCUGCGCAAGCUGGCCGUGAACAUGGUGCCCUUCCCGCGCCUGCACUUCUUCAUGCCCGGCUUCGCCCCGCUCACCGCCCAGGGCAGCCAGCAGUACCGCGCCCUCUCGGUGGCCGAGCUCACCCAGCAGAUGUUCGACGCCCGCAACACCAUGGCGGCCUGCGACCCCCGGCGCGGCCGCUACCUGACCGUGGCCUGCAUCUUCCGGGGCCGGAUGUCCACCAAGGAGGUGGACGAGCAGCUGCUCGGCGUGCAGACCAGGAACAGCAGCUGCUUCGUGGAGUGGAUCCCCAACAACGUCAAAGUGGCCGUCUGUGACAUCCCGCCGCGGGGCCUGAACAUGGCCGCCACCUUCAUCGGCAACAACACGGCCAUCCAGGAGCUCUUCACCAGGGUGGGCGAGCACUUCUCGGCCAUGUUCCGCAGGAGGGCCUUCGUGCACUGGUACACCGGCGAGGGCAUGGACAUAAGCGAGUUUGCCGAGGCCGAAGGUGACAUCCAUGACCUGGUGUCCGAGUACCAGCAGUUUCAAGAUGCCAGGGCGGUUGUGGAGGACGAUGAGGUCGCCGGGGAGGUGGAGAUGGAGUCGGGCGACCAGCAGCUGGCACCCUGAGGGAAGCCGGGCGUGCCAGCUGUGGGGCGGGGUCACGACCGUUCCUCCUGGGAGGACGCUUCCCUGCAGCCCUCCCUCGCCCACUCAGGAGGAGCUGACAGCCACUGGGGUGGGGCGAGGAGAAGACAGGGCUGGGGCCUGCCCACACCCGCUGACCUCCAGAGCUCGAUCUCAGUGCACUCCCGUCACCCGUGUGGCCAGCACGCGCCCACCGCAGAGCACUCCCUUGGCGGAAAAUGCACUAUUUUGUCUGCACAGCCCCGGGCCAGGCAAGGCGGGCCUGCAUCU